Messenger RNA from Verticillium nonalfalfae, 513 nucleotides. RefSeq lists its product as uncharacterized. The transcript has 2 exons. Bases 1 to 513 code for a protein of 170 amino acids. NCBI's taxonomy places the organism in Eukaryota, Fungi, Ascomycota, Sordariomycetes, Glomerellales, Plectosphaerellaceae. The record is from RefSeq and is a predicted model, not a curated record.
AUGUCAGGGUUUCAUUACGAAUUCGACGGCUACUCGGAACCAAGCACCGAUACUGACAUUGGCAGUUCCCACCCUUUCAACCCCUACAUGUCAUACAGGCAGCCACCCAUGCUAACUUAUUAUCCUCAUACCAGUGGCAGUAUGAGCUCAGGAUACCCCUCCUCAUCCUCGUCAAACCUGGACUAUCUGGACCUCGCACGCUCGUCAUCCUCCUCAUACGGCCCCGGAAGCACAAGCUCUAGUAUGGGGUACAUGUCCGGCUCGGACUACGGUAGCUAUGGCUCCGGAUAUGGAUCCAGCUUCGGCUACGGAAGCAGCGGCUCUGGCUAUGGGAGCUACGGCUCCGGAUCCAGCCUUGGCUACGGAAGCAGCGGCUCUGGGUACGGAGGCUACGGCUCUGGAUACGGCACCUAUGGUUCCGGCUAUGGAUCAAGCUCAGAUUACAGCAGCUAUGUUACAGCCCUGCCCAUCGAUCCAGCUCAGGAUUUGGAGGCUCCGGCUCAAGGAACUUGA